Leishmania braziliensis MHOM/BR/75/M2904 is the source of this 7668-nucleotide messenger RNA. RefSeq lists its product as hypothetical. The record is from RefSeq and is a predicted model, not a curated record. The transcript has a single exon. Bases 1 to 7668 code for a protein of 2555 amino acids. NCBI's taxonomy places the organism in Eukaryota, Euglenozoa, Kinetoplastea, Trypanosomatida, Trypanosomatidae.
AUGCAUGCGUCACCACGGCAAGGAGCGGAGCCCGGGUCUUCGCAGCCGCUCCGCGGUCGCCUCUCCCCCUCCUCUUCCGAAGAGCCAGCUGCCGUGCACCUGUACGACCUCGACACUGUCUUUCUCUCCAAAACUGUUGUGUCUCUGACUGACGUCUUCGCACACUCCGUUGAUGGCCCCUUCGACUUAUCGCCUCUGUACGCGCCGCAGCGACAAGGCGUGGAGAAUCAGCAGCAGCAGCCUCAACAGGCAGCUGCCACAACCGCCUCGUCCCCCUACGCGGACGAUGCGCACUGCGCACCUUCGACAAGUGGUGCAGCACCCGCGCACAGGGGCAUAACAAACCUACCGUUCUCUGAGGGAUCGGCGCCGUACACAUCCUCAUCACCCAAGCCUGCUGCUAGGCUUGUGUCAACUCGUGCGGCGGCGCUGCAACCCAAGCCCGUGGAGCGCGGCGCAGACGGGCGAUGGCGUACCGUCUCCGCCAACCACGGUGCAUCGUCUACGGGGUUCUCUACCACUACUGCCUGUAGCAAGCCGCCGUCGCCGGAAACGCACGCGCGAAUGCUGCUCGUCCCGCUCGACACCUACCACUUCCUCCUCACCUACCACGACGUAGGCUUACCAGGGCAGUUGAGCAGCUGCUGCAACAAGCAAGCCGCGACAGCGACCGUGGAGCGCCUCUCCGCCGCUUCGCCUGGCCGCCGGCCCCCCCGCAGCGGCAUCUGUGUAGUGCGACGCCUAGAGGGGGAACAGCGGGACAGCACCGCAACAACAUCAUCCGCCAUGGCCGCGCCAGUCGGUGCUGCAUCGGUCACGCCCCCGACCCUAUCCCGCAUCGCGCACGGUCUACCGCUGGACGCUUUCGAUGGGUGGGUACGCGACUACACCGCCUACGGGCUCUCCUGCAACGAGGCGGUGCUGCGUGCGGCGUGGGAAAACAAGACGCGCGAGCGCGCCGAGGCGCCCUCGGCAAUGCUAGCUGGUGCUGUGGUGGAGGUUGGGGAGUUGGUGGCAUCCGGACACGAAGCGACGGACAGCGGCGACAACAGUCUUUGCGGCAGCGGGGAUGUAGCGGUCGUCGAUACUGCAGCACUAGGGCCGCAGGUGUCCGAUGCGUCGGCGAAGAUGAUGCCCACAGAUGGAGCCGCGGCGGCAGAGGGAAAGGAGGCAGCCACAUUAGCGGAUGCUAAUGCGGAGCAAGCGGCGACAGUGUCCCCUUCGCUGGAUCGACUGCACUGCAGCAGCACUACGAGUUCCUCACCAAGCGCAGCGUCUACCCCAUCGCCGCCCACCGAGAGGGGCAAGGAGGGCUGCAAUGUCGGCGGCGUAGAGACGGCAACACGAGUAACAGGAGGAAAGAGUGGGGAUGCGCUAGAUGCGAUUUCCGCCUCACUGAUGGGUACCGCUGCGCAGCAGCAACAGCAGAAAUGUGUGCUCUGGGAGGAAGAGCAACAGCGCACCGAGCGUGCGGCAGCGCAACUACGGCACCGCUUCCUUGUCUCUGACAGCGCGCAGCACGCCAUAUGGGCCCUGGAAGUGCGCCUGCCCGCCAUGGUGGUGCGUGCUCUUGCGCCUGCGGAGUUCUACACUAUGGAGGUCGGGGGGAGUGACGAGGAGGUGCCAGCAGCUGCCAAGCACAGCGAGAAUGAUGGUAACGAUGAUGCGCUGGCGACACACGGCGCUACAGACACGCGAGAGGAGCCUGCCGCUGCGCCCAUGCCGGGGAUAGCGCUUCCUCGCAAGAAGACAGCGUCUACAAUCACGCACGGCCGUGCAGCCGCCUCGGGUCACCGCGUGUCUGUCAAGGACUCGUCUGCCGCCGACGCGUCACGGCUGCGCUCACCAUCGCCAGCAAACCCAUCGAUGGCCACCAACGCUAGCAAAGCAGACGACUGUAGUGACGCCAAACCUGACGACAGUGACGCACGUCGCUUCUCCACGUCGGUGGCGACGCACCCCGUUAGUGAGAGCUGUAGCACCGGGCGCUACGGUCGGUCCGCCUCCUCGGUGAGUCCGUCGGUUGCUAUGGCAUUGGCGGUACCCACACCUCUGAUAGGCGGCGCGCGCGGCUUCGUCGACGGACACUUCAGCGUUGCACGCUUUAAUUCACCGGCGUCGCUAUGCUGGCGCAUCGACGAAGACAAUGAGGACGACGACGAGAAGGGCGUCGUUGGUGAUGGAGGCGACAGCGAUGAUGACCUUGCCCAGGGGGUGGUAGCAGCUUUUCAGGAGAAUCAUGGACGAGGUCGGGUGUCAGCGAAGCACCACUGCGUCGACCCCGUGUCACGCCUUUGCGGUCGCCACCACUGCAGCAUUCUCUUCAUUAGCGACAUGGGCAACUGCGCAAUUCGGUACGCAAACUUCUACAACCGCCUCGUGCGCACCAUCACGGGCGUGGACGGCGUCCCCGGCUAUCGAGAUGGCAGCUGCGUGUCGUCGCUCCUGCGUGGUGCCACAGCACUGGCCUGGUGCUCCGCUGGGUUGCUCUUCACAGACGGGGCUAACAACGUUGUGCGGCUUAUCACGGACAUCCGCAAGCGUCGGGCGCAGGGACGUGCGCAUGACAACGGCGAGGACGUGGCAGGAGCAGACGCUGCGGUCUCGUUAGCAUGCAGCUCCACUCGCGCGACUGGGUCCGAGAUGCAAAGGCCUAACGAGCUUGAAGUGGAUCACCGGAUUCCGGCGGCAACGGAACGGCCGCGCUGUGUCGGGGACAAGUCGGCUGGCGGCUCGCUCGACACCCCCAUCAUCACCGCAACGGAAUCACAGGACGGUGAGCUGCAAGCACUGCCGCCAGCACCAUCGUCGAUUCCUCUAUCCGCGACGCGUCGAGGAAUUCUGUCGUCAUCGGCGUGGAAGCGUGACGGUACAGCGUCCGCAAUGCCGCGUGUUUGGACGCUGGCAGGCUGCACAAGUGAUGCUGACGUGAAUCAGCCCACGCAAGCGGAUUCGAGCCUGGCGUCCUACGUCGACUCCGUCGUCCCGUCGCGAGCUCAUUUCGGCUACAUUAGCGACAUGGCCCUGUGGACCGAUGAGACUGGCGACACGCAAGUGCUGCUAGUCGACCAGACCCACCACGCCCUCCGCAUCCUGGACGCGCACGGCGGCGUCUCCACCUACGUCGGUCCCUUGGACUACGAGGUGACGAGCAUUGUCUCGCCAUCAACGACAAGCACCCCAGCGGCGGACUCGCUGCCACCAGGGCUUGUGUUUCCGUGCUGCCUAACAGUCAGCGCGCUCAUCAAGGAACGUUCCCCAGCGCUGCUGAGCGCCACCACCACUGGCACUGCCACCAUGAUCACCCCCCAGCCCUACCUCUGCUCGUCCAGCCCGCUGCUCUUCACGGCAAGCGCCGUAACGGGCGCCGUGUCGGUACUGCUGCCCAUCUCGCAACGCAGUGAUCGGACGCCUUGGAGUGUGCGCGAGAGUCAACGCCGACGCCGAGUCGCGGAGACUAGGGAAGGGGAAGUGACGUGUAACGGCGACAAUGACGAUGCCUCGGUGUUUGCCGCCAUCCGUGGUGCCCUUGAGCUGGGCGUGGCCACCGAAGGUCGCCGCAGCAUUGGCGAAGCCGCCAUGCCCUCUCUCAAGCACGUCGUCGUGGGCUGGGCCGCAGACGAGGUCGACGGCGGCGAUGGGGCGGAGCGUGCGCAUGCAGUGCGGCAACUGGCACAGGCGGCUAAUGCACAGCAAACCCUGCAGUAUCUCCGGCUGCGUUUCCCGUGGCUACUGCCGCCGUCCGUGCCGCUGCUGAGUACGCGCAUCGUUGCCGGCUGCGUCUGUCAUGUGUCUGGCAAGCGUCGCGGUGCCACCGCCGCCGCCGCCGCCGCACCAACAGCUGCGAGCAACGCGGUUGGCCUUCAUUACAACAACAACAGCAGCAGACAAGGCACUGGUGCGCCUUCGGGGGUGCGGCCCAACUGCACUGACGGGAAAGGAAGCACGGCCACGACGAUCUCUACCUCAGCGGUUCGACCUGUGCAGCAGCAGCAGCAGCGACUGCUCUUUCAAAGCCCUCCGCGCCACCCUCCGAUCAUUGCACCCCGGAACACAGCCGCCACCACAGGUGUAGCCACGGCCCCAGCGGCGGAGAUGGCGGCACUGUUGCUCGAACCGACCUUACGUUCCGCUGCACCACCGGGUAUGGUGGAAAUGCUUCUCGACACGCACCUUGGCAACGUCAGUGGGGAUAGUGCUGCGGCAGGCGAUCGACAGGCACUAUGUGUGGGCAGCAGAAGCCCAUCUUGUGGCGCGUCGCCGCUGAGCCCCAACGGCGACCUCAUCAUUGAGGAAGGCAAAGGUGGCUCGCGACAAUGCGGUAGCAGCAGCUGCCUGAAGUCGGAGGAUGGAAAAGAGGAGGAGAAGAAGGCCGACGGUGGCGAUGUGGGCGGUGGUCGCGCGGUGGCGAAGUGGCUGGCGCCACCGAUGAAGAGCGUCUCUCGCUCCCCAAGCGGCAGCAGAAGCCAAGGGCGGCAACAGCAACAGCCCACCUAUGCCGGACUACUUCAAAUGUGGACGCCAGAGAAGCGUCAGCAGCGUCUGCGCAGCACGCAAGAAAUCUCAAUCCCCACGAAAAGUGCCAGCACGAGCCCCUGCGGAACGCCGCGAGCGCUGUACAAGCAGCAACAACAACAGGCCGUGGAGGAGAAAGGCAGUCCCUCACAGUGGCCCCAGUCCGCAGAGAGCGGGUCGCCGCAGCGAUCACAAUGUUCGCCGGAGCAACUGCUGUUGAGAGCGCUGUCGUCGUCGCGCUCUCCACGCGGGUGCAUUACAUCACCAAACAACUUGAGCGGUUGCGGCAGCCCACCGCUGACGCCGCGAGCGAUGGUGGCGCACCAACUUAUGCAGCGCCGUCGCACCAGUCGAAGUAACACUGCGCCGCAUGUGGCAUCGGUGGAAGGUGGUGGGAGAAGCUCGACCGGGAGCAAACGCACCGCUGUCGCGGAUGGCCAUGAUGGCACCAGCCCACCAUCAGAGACACAGCAGCAGGAAGGCUCGCAAGGUCCCGCUGCGCCUGCAGAGCCGCUAGUGGUGUCUGCUGUCCCUGAUCGACGCACUCCGCAACCGUGUCGCGCAGACUGGCAGUUGCACGACGCCUACGAUGCGGCAGUGCGGCGACUGUUCCGUGUAUACAACUAUCUGGCGACCAAGACCGUUACGACGAGAACAACAGCGACAGCAAACACUUUACCUUUAGGAGUGGGAGCAGCAGGAGCCGGCGGGAGUGCGGACCCGCGAAUCGCUGCUGUGGAAAGUCGUCAUGGCAGCGCACCGUCACCGUGGGUUACUCACCAGCCUCGCCAGGUGGUGCAGUACACCAUGUCCUUCGCGGCUUUCUUCCGAUUUGUCGUGCUCACUGGCUACGCCGACUGCCUAGCCGAGGUGGCCGCAGCGGCGGUCACUGCAGCAGCGACUGACACGCAAGGAAAAGACGGCGGCGACACCCGUGCAGCAGCCCGUGACUACAGCACGCCGUCACCAGUGUCGUCUCUGUGUCGUCUCAGUCAAGUACAGCAGCAGCGAGGCGGCAGCGGUGCCGGGACACGCCGAUGGAGUAGUGCAUCCGCGUCGUCGCCGAGAGCGCCGACCGGGGCGACAUCCACAGUGACAUCGUCGUCGCUUUCGCAUUCAAGACAUCCUACCUCCUCUGACGUGCUGUUGGUGCCGCUGGCAACCACGGACACUCGCGCCAUUGCUGCGGUGCUGUACGCGUGCGGUGUGCGCCAGAAGGGCUACCACACGGUAACGCAGAUGGAUUUUCAAAGUUUUCGGAGAGCCGCGCUGCUGCUCUACACAUGGGCGCGUACGGCGACCUCUGCAGAGACGGCGAAGAGGAGCGAGACAGCUGACAAUGACGGUGCGCAAAGCGGACGAUUCAGUGCUCACCGCAAAGCGGACAGGCAAAACUGCGCUGAUCCUGCAGAUUUUGCCUACGUGGACGCCGUUCCUUCACUCGACGCUCUCACGUCCGAGGAGGUUGUGGUUGCCUACGCUGCGGUGUAUGAGCGCGCUGCACGUUGCAUCCCGGCUCUGGCGAUGUCGUUGGGUCCAUUCGGCGCCAGCAAAGGGGAGGAGGACCACAAUGAGGCCAACGCGCGCGACAACGCCAGGCAGCGUAGCGACGUGCUGCAACACAGCCAUCCAGUGAGUUCAAUGCGCCCAUCGAGCAAAGCCCCAUUACCGCUCGUGGAGGUGGACACUGACUCACCAGGCGCCACGCCGUCGUACCUACAGUGUUUCGAGGAGGCGAUAGGCUACAGUCAGCGCGGCGUCUGUGUCAGUGGCAAAGCGGCUGGUGUCGACGAGCCUGUCACCCCGCCUGUAUCGCCUAUCGCCACCACAGGGGCUGCUGAUGACGUGUCCUGUUUCGUCUUAGAUUGUGCCGACUCAGUCAGGAGUCCAAAAGCCGUGGCGAAAGAGACGAAGUUGACUGGGCAGAGCGGCGAUGAUGCAGCGGUCCUCUUUCCACCCUGUGGGCUGACACCGUACGAGAUCCUCGCCCUCGAUGAGCUCCUCCGUCUCCUGCAGCGAAACGAGUCGACGCUGCGGCAGCUCUUUACGGCGUACAGCGUUCCGAUUACCGUGCACCGUUCACCCCAGUACGAGGCGCCGUUGUCCGCUGCCGCGGCCGCCGCCUCGAGCUCGUGCUCGCUGCUCAUGAGUAGUCCUGAAGCCUCGCUGGUCCUCCGCGGCGGCGAGAGGGUAGUGGCGCGGCAUCCUCGACACGCCCCAGCGACGCCGCUAGCAUCGACAUGCAUCAACACAUCGCCAGCACCUGCGGGCCCCCCGGCAGUCCCGCACUGCAGUCGUCAGGCUGUGGGCAACGCGCGCGCCACACCGUCUACAAGGCCCGCGGCGGCAACAGCAGUAGCACCACUGGGCGUCGUACAUGGCUCUGCCGCGCUGUCUGGUGUCUCGACAAGUCAGCAAGACAUAUGGUGGAAAGUCCAGCAGCUCUACACCAUGAGUUCCUUAGAGAACAAGGAAACCUAUGAGCUCACGAGUCACGUGCUACCUGUGGUGCCUUUUAAGCUGUUUGUGGAGCUCUGGCGCACGCUGGACGUGUUCCCGUCGCUGAUGCGCUCGGCGGCGAUGCAGCAGGCAUUUUGCGAUGCGCUCACCAUGCCCAUGCUUCGCGGCUUGACGCCGCCACCAGGGAGCACGUCAGACGCAGCGUUUCAGCGGCAAGGACAGCCACCACUACCGUCGCUCACUCGAUCCGCUGACCUACCCAACAGACGUACGGUUGAGCUGUUGUGCGCGCAUGGUGGACUUCCCUACGCCUGCUUUGUGGAGUCUUUUGUCCGCGUGGCUCUCACCGUCUUCUCGCACAAGGUGGAUCGGAUCGCCUACCCAACUGCCGCGGCGAAGACUGCCGGGUUGAUGCAGUGGUGCAACAAGCAGGUGACGCUCGGCCUGGUGGCGAAGCGAGUGCAGCAGCAACUCCGUGUGACGGUGGUCCGGAGGCAUGAACCGAGCAGGAGGUCCUCGACGACACCCACAGAUGCAGCGCUGAGACCCUCUGCCGCCGCAGCAGCAGCGACAACGGCAACGAUAUCAGCGGCACGUGCAACGCGAGCUGCAGCCAUCUUUCCCGACCAGUUGCGGCUUUUUUGCUUACCGACAGCGCCAAAGUCGAGGGUGGCACCGCCGGGAGAAGGCUGA